ACAGGCCUGCUUAACGCUAUUUUCCCCCCCUCUUUAAGUAGCCUGAGUAAGGCCUCAUUAUCAUAAAUGUAACUCUAAUUGUCAGCCUUUAACCUGACAGUAUUUUGCCUUGGAGCUCUGGGUGUUCUAACUGUUCCAGCUCAGGCCUUGUUGUGUGUUGUUCUACGCAAAUGUGCACCUGCAGGCCGGCCUCUCAUUGGCUGAACGCACAGUCAGAUUCUCCUGCGGAAUUAUCUGAUUGAAAAUCAGGGAGGAGAAAAAGAAAGAGCAACAAGUGUGAUGGUGUUACACUGCUUUUCUUUUUGGGCUGUCAGGGAUUCAGGGAAAGGAUUUCUGCGACGCAUUUUUCUACAUUGAAUUAAAAAACUGAAGGAGACUUUCCUUAUUUGUAACAAACUUCAACUUUCACCUCACAAGAGCCUGUUAACGGUCCAACAUGCCUCGGUCAUUUCUGGUGAAAAACAAGCGGCUACCAUCUCACAAUAUUCACAGGUCAUAUGAAGACGAGCUGCAGGCCCCUGUGUGUUCAGAAGCUCCAGCAGAGGUUCACAACACAGACUCUUCAGAUGAUCCUCAGUCAGAGGAGCGGUCUCCCCCUCCAGGCCGCUGCUCCUUUGAGGAGGAGGAGGAUGCAGAGCUUGAGCGCCCCUUACCUGCUCACCCAGAGCCAACCAGACCCCCUAUGGCUCUCACACAGCCAUUCUACCUAAGUGAUCCUCACAUGGCAGGAUUCCCUCCGUACUACAAACCAACCUAUGCCUGGGACCCAGUGACCUCUUCCUAUGAGCUUCGUCAGAUGAGUUUUAGUCCCAAAGUUCUGCAGCACGCCGGAAAUCUGUACACGAGCCACCUGAGCUGCAGCCCGCCACCUCAGCAGCCUCUGGACUGCAGCACCCAUUACUCCCCCACCUCCAACACCUACCACUGCAUCACCUGUGACAAGGUGUUCUCCACACCACACGGGCUGGAGGUCCACGUCAGGAGGUCUCACAGUGGAACAAGACCUUUUGGCUGCAACAUCUGCAGAAAAACCUUCGGCCACGCCGUCAGUCUGGAGCAACACAUGAAUGUCCACUCUCAGGAAAAAAGCUUUGAGUGCAAGAUGUGUGGCAAAACCUUCAAGCGCUCCUCCACGCUCUCCACACACCUGCUCAUCCACUCAGACACGAGGCCGUACCCCUGCCAGUACUGCGGCAAGAGGUUCCACCAGAAGUCUGACAUGAAGAAGCACACGUACAUUCACACAGGAGAAAAGCCUCACAAAUGCCAGGUGUGUGGUAAAGCCUUCAGCCAAAGCUCCAACCUGAUCACCCACAGCAGGAAACACACCGGCUUCAAACCGUUUGGAUGUGACAUUUGUUCGAAAGGCUUCCAGCGUAAAGUGGAUCUCCGCAGACAUCACGAGAGCCAGCACGGCAUGAAGCCGAAACUUUAGCCUCAGUGUUUGAAGACGUUCAAAUCAAUGUCUAGUUUAAUUACAUGUUCAUGUUGACGUUAUUUAAGUGUCUGGUACGUUUUGGAUAGCCUUCGCAGAGGAAAUGAAGAAGUAGUGACAUCAAAACUCUGGUUGAAGGCUGUUUAAUCAAAUUAAAUGCAUCCUGUAUCAUGAAGAAGUGAAUUAAAGUGUAUUAGUUAAUUUAUUGUUAGUUACCUGUUUGCCUGUGGAUGAAUGUCAGAUGUGGCAAUGCCUUAUUUACUCUAAUUAUGCAAUUUAGUUUUUGAUUACAGAAGUCCUGAGCGGGCUUGCUUCCAUACAUUUUAUUAACUCUGUUUUCCUGCAAUAACAAGUGAGUGUUAAUGUUUUCACAAGGUGUAGACAUAACGUGAGACGAUCAAAUCUCAUAAAUUAAGAGUUGUAAAAGCAUAAAAACUAUUACAGAAAUAAGUUUAACUGAACUGGAAGAGUGACAUGUCCUGGUCUGGUCUGUCACAGUGAAAAUGAUCCUGUUUUCACAAUAAAAUAAUCUUUGUAAUAUUCAGAUAACUGGAAUAGAUAGUCAAGAUCUUCAGAAAACAGCUCACAUUAAUUUGCUGUCAUGAGAAAACCAGCUUUGUUUCCUGAAGAAAUUAAAGUAAUUAAAAAUGUAUGGAUGUAUGUCGGCUUCGGGCUUCUUUAGUUAAUAACAAAGUCACAGGAAUUUUCUUUUUGUUUUAAAUUAUUUAUUUAAAGUCUGUUUGGUCACUCUGCUGUAUUUUUGCUUGAGUUCAUG
This is a messenger RNA of Notolabrus celidotus (New Zealand spotty), 2210 nucleotides long. RefSeq names its product growth factor independent 1B transcription repressor (gene gfi1b). The transcript is spliced from 7 exons. The record is from RefSeq and is a predicted model, not a curated record. Gene Ontology annotation, molecular function: RNA polymerase II cis-regulatory region sequence-specific DNA binding; DNA-binding transcription factor activity. The coding region runs from base 437 to 1435 and encodes 332 amino acids. Gene Ontology annotation, biological process: regulation of transcription by RNA polymerase II. Lineage: Eukaryota; Metazoa; Chordata; Actinopteri; Labriformes; Labridae.